AUGCAAACUAGAAGAUCAGCUCAGAAAAAAAAUGAAGAGCAAUUACCUAAUGAGGAAUCAAAGCAUUCAAAUGUUGUGGCAAAGGGACAAAGAGGUAAUAAAAUAAAUUCAACAAAUAAAUCUGAUAAUAGUAAUAAAAGGAAACCGGUCAGCAAAACUCCAACAAAACCAACAAAACCAACAAAAUCAAAAAAAACAGCUAUAUUGUCAAAAUCUAAAAUAAAAUUAAAAAGUCGAAGAUCAACUGAAGAGGAAGAUAGCGAUUAUGAAGAUAGUGAUUAUGAAGAAGAAGGUUAUGAAUAUAGCAGCCAUGAUGAAGAGGAGGAUGAAAAGAAUGAUAUCAAUAAAAAAAAAUUACAAUCACAACCACCCAUCGGUUCAAUUACCACAACAGAGACUAGAUCAGGAAGAAGAAUUAUUAACACAGUUAAGCAUAUUAUCGAGGAUGUGAAAGAAGUUAAAUUAAGAGUAAAAGAGAGUCAAAUUAACAGUAACAUAAAUAAUACAGUCAAUAAGAUUAAUUCAAAAAAUAAUAUUAAACAAGAAAAGAAUGAGGAUAAGAUAGAGAUUGAACCAAUUCAAUCAAAAGGUGCAGCUAGACAAUCAAAAUUAGAAACUGAGGAGCAGUUAAGAAAAGGAAAAAGAAAAAAAGAAGAGAAGGAGGAAGAAAAGAGGCUCCACGAGUCUAAUAAAGAAAUUGAAAAAGAAAAAGAAGAAAAGGUAAAUGAAAUUGAAAAAGAUACACCAAUGCUACAAUCAAUUGAUGUAGUUAAUAGUAGACCAAAACGUACAAUUGUACCACCAACUCAAAUUUAUCCAGUCGAGAAAAUUUCAGCAGCUAAUAGUAGAAGAAACACUCCAAUUAAAAUUAAAUCACCAUCCACAAUUCCACCAAUAAUUGGUAUACCUACACCAAAUGCACCAUCAACAUCAUCCACCACUUUAUCAUCAACACCAUCAACACCAACAGCAGCAUCAUCAUCAUCAUCAUCAUUUGUGCAUUACGACGGCCACUUAAAUGAUUUAAUCAAUGGUGUAGAAAAUGGUUAUAUUCACAUUGACUCUACAGAAAGAUGUCCACAUUUAGGUUACUUAAAUUAUAAUAUAAUCAACGAAAAGUUAUUUAAUGCAAGUUUAUGGAGUUGUGAAGACUGUAAAUUUAAUCAUAAUUUAUUUUUAUGUUUAACAUGCGGUAAAAUUUGUUGUGCUACUUUUAAAUAUAAGCAUAUUUCAGGGCAUUAUAAAACAUCGCACCAUCCAUUGGUAUUCGGUAUUAGGGAUAAAUUUUGUUAUUGUUACCUUUGUAAAAAGUUUGUCGAAAACGAUAAUGCCACUGGUGAAUUGGAGACUCUUAGAGGUGUUGCAUAUGACACAUCAUUCAAUUUUUUAAAAUCAAGAUUUAAUAACGAAGAAAAAAUUACACAGGAUGAUAUCGAAGAAACAGAGGCAACAUAUUACGAAUUAAUUUUAAAAAGAUAUUUAUUUAAUAUUUGGAAAGAUACAGCAACAAAACCCAAAUGGAAAGAUUCAGAAGAGUAUUUAGAACGUUUAAAAGAACUUUAUGAAUUUAUUGCAAAUCAUGGUCCAGAAUCAAAAUCAAAAACAUUUCUACAAAAUACAAUUGAUGAAAUUGUUGACAAAUUGAAUGAUAUUAUAGAAAAAAGGGGUCAAUUACCACAAAGUACAGAUAUUCCAGAGGAGCCACACUUACCACAAGAGUCAUUACAAGAAACUAUUGAAAAAACUCCAGAGGACAAUUUUAAAGUUAUUAGUUUAUUGAUUGAUCAUCACGAAAAACAUAGAAGUAGAGAGCAACAGGAAAAAGAAGAAUUACAAAAACAACUUCAAGAACAAGAACAAGAACGAAAAGAACAAGAAGAACAGGAACAACGAGAAAAGGAGGAGAAAGAACAAUUUUUAAAUAAAGAUAAUAGUCAACAAGAACAAGAGCAACAGCAAUUAAUUCCAGUGCUUCAAAUUAAUGAAAUAAAUGGUUUUAUAGAUAAUGACACUCAACCAAUUUUAACACCGCCACAAUCACCAAAGUUGUCAAUGAACAAUGAUGUAGAUGUAUCAGAAUAUGAAAAGAUUAUUGGAAAAAGAAAUUAUUCCUCUAGUUAUCUAAUGUCCAGGGUUGCAUCAUCACCAAUAAAGAAUAAUAAGAUGAUUCCAGGGGUCACUGGUUUAAGAAAUUUAGGAAAUACUUGUUUUAUGAAUACAAUUCUUCAAGCGUUAAGUAAUAUUCCAGAGUUUAGAUCCUUUUUUUUCCAAUUAGAUGUAGGUUCAAAAUCACCACCAAAUGUUGGCAGGGUACUUUUUCCACCAUUAAAUGGCGAAAAUGAUAAUAAUAAUUGUAUAAAUAAUAAUAAUAGUAGUAAUAGUAAUAAUAAUAACAUUAAUAAUAAUAAUAAUAAUGUUAAUAAUAAUAAUAACAGUAAAAAUCAAUUUAAAUAUCCUUAUCCAAUUGAUGAGCCACAGCAACAUCAUAAUCAACCCAAGGUUAGACAAUGCACACUUGAAUGUUUACAGCUAUUACAAAAAACAAAGUUUUCAGGUUUUGAUGAUCUUUCCUUUACUUUACAACUUCAUUAUCUUUUUAGAUUACUCUGGUCUGGUAAAUGGAGCGUUGUAACACCAUCAAGUCUUUUAGAGGCAGUUUGGAGAAAUAUUCCCAAAUUUAAAAAUUAUCAACAACAAGAUGCCCAAGAAUUUCUCUCUUACUUAUUGGAUGCUGUUACUAACGAAUUAAACCCAAAUAGAAAAGCUUCAAGGCAAUCAACACAAACAACCUCAUCUAUCAGUAAUUCUCAAUCACAAUCAAUUGCUUCUUCACCAACUUUAGGCAGCACUUUAAGAUCGGGUAGAACAAGAAGGGCUGCUGCUUCUAUUGCAAUUUCAAAAGCUGAUAAAAUAUUAAGUGAUUUAGUGGUACCACCACAAUCAAAGAAUGUUUCUCCAUUGAAGCGUAGCUCUGCAGAGUUUGAACAAAAUGAAACUACAAAGAAGAGGAGACAUUCAGUUGAUGAUAAACAGAAUUCUAGCGUGCAAAAACAAGAUAAUGAUAGUCAAGAAAAAAUAACUACAACAAAUGCUAAUUCAAAUACUAGUUCACCAAUAAAUGAUCAAUCACCACAAAAAAUUGAAUCUGCUUCAACCUCAAAUACAUCAACUCCAUCAGCCCAAUCUAUUGAUAUUGUAUCAAAGAUAUUUCAAGGAAAGUUAAAGAGUGAAAUUAUUUGUUUAAAUUGUAAUAAUAAUGUAUCAAGAAUUGAAUCAUUUUUAGAAUUAACUUUAGAUGUCCCAAUUUUCAAAAAACCAAAAAGAGUUUCAAAAAAAAACCCAGCCAAACCAAAACCAAAAGCUUCUAAAAGUAAAGGUAAAGGUAAAAAAAAAGAACAAGAGAUAACCAAUGAAACAGAUCAAGAAAUUAAUAAAGAAAAUGAAAUAAAUGAUAAUAAUAAGGGUCAAGAAAUUAAAUCAAUAAUAGCAGAAGAACCAGUUGAAACUUCGUUGACCAUUAUAAAAAGUGACAAUGAAAGAAAUAACAAUAAUAUUAAUAAUAAUAAUAAUAUUAAUAAUAUUAAUAAUAAUAAUAAUAAUAAUAAUGGCAGUAAUACCCAAGAAAAUGUAACAUUAAAUCCUAAUGAAGAAAAUUUUUGCACUUUGGAGGAUUGUAUAAAAUUUUUAACAAAACAAGAGACCUUAGAGGGCAAGAUUUAUCAAUGUGAUUCUUGUAAAAGUAAACAGGAUGCAAAGAAACAAUUUUCAAUCGAUUCAUUACCAAAUGUUCUCUGUAUUGUUUUAAAGCGAUUUUCAUGGACAAAUUCAAGCUGUUCAAAGAUUACCACAAAAGUUAAAUUUCCUUUUGAAUUAGACUUAAAACCAUUCAUGUCAAAUAGUAACAAUAUUAAUAAUAAUAAUAAUAAUAAUAAUAAUAAUAAUAAUAAUAAUAAUAAUAAUAAUAAUAAUAAUAAUAAUAAUAAUAAUAAUAAUAAUAAUAAUAAUAAUAAUAAUCAAAGUGAUGUUGGAAGCAGUUCAAGUACUGAUUCUAAUCCAUCUACAAGUAUUCCUCAAUUCGAUAUACCUUCAUCAGAAAUUAAUGGUACUAAUAAUAAUAUUAAUAAUAAUAAUAAUAAUAGUAAUAAUGAAUAUACCUAUGAACUAUUAAAUGUUAUAAAUCACCAUGGUUCAGGUUUAUUUUCAGGACAUUAUACUGCCUAUUGUUUUAAUGAUCUUCAAGAGAUUUGGGUUCAUUAUAAUGAUAGCAGAGCUAGAAUUGUUCAACCAGAUGAAGUAAUUGAAGAAUCUCAAUCGAAUGCUUAUAUUUUAUUUUAUCAAAAGAAAGAAAUGGAUAACGAUACAUCCAGCAAUUUAAAUUUUAAUAACGAAUAA
Dictyostelium purpureum is the source of this 4392-nucleotide messenger RNA. RefSeq lists its product as uncharacterized. Gene Ontology annotation, biological process: protein deubiquitination. Gene Ontology annotation, molecular function: cysteine-type endopeptidase activity; cysteine-type deubiquitinase activity; zinc ion binding. The transcript has 3 exons. Bases 1 to 4392 code for a protein of 1463 amino acids. NCBI's taxonomy places the organism in Eukaryota, Evosea, Eumycetozoa, Dictyosteliales, Dictyosteliaceae. The record is from RefSeq and is a predicted model, not a curated record. Gene Ontology annotation, cellular component: nucleus; cytosol.